AUGGCUUCGGAACUCCAUGUCCUGAUCGUCGGGGCAGGUAUUGGCGGAUUGGCGCUGGCAUUGCUACUCGAAAAGGCCUCUAUCUCCUAUGAGGUCUUUGAAAAGGCCCCAGAAAUCAAGUUGCUCGGUUCUGCCAUCACAGUGAGCUCUAUCAUGCAGAUAUUCGAGCAACUGGGUAUGUACGAGGAGCUCCUCGAGCUCUCACGGCCGUUCGGCGCGCUGCAUGUUCGUGAUGAGAAACUCGAUUACAAGGGUACCUUCUGGUCGCGUCCUCCUGGUGAUGAUUACGAAGGACUGUAUGGCGAUUACCCCCGCGUCAUCGCAAGACCCGACCUUAUCAACUUGCUUCUUUCACGCGUCCCUGCAAAGCGUAUUCACUACGGCAAGCGCGUGUUGACAACUCGCCAAGACGAGGACGAGGUGACGAUCAAGUGUGCGGACAACACGGCCUACACGGGCAGUUUGCUCGUUGGCGCUGAUGGCGCCUAUAGCAGUGUCCGUCAGAACUUGUACAAGGAACUCCAAAAGGCCGGGCAUUUGCCCAAGGUGGAUGCCAAGCCGAUGGGGUACAGCUUUGAUUGUGUUGUGGGGAUCUCCGACCCUGUGAAUCCAGAUGAUUAUCCGGUCCUGAAGGAGGAGUUUAGCGAGUUCGAGAUUGUUCUGGGAAAGGACGUUCCCUUCACUGUGUGGUACAUGCCUAUGACAAAGAACAGGAUCGGAUGGAUGGUGACGCACGACGUGCGCGACUUGGGCACCAAUGUCGAGCGAAACAUGCGCUGCUCAGAGUGGGGUCCUGAUGCGGCACUCGAUGUGUUGAAGAGCGUGAGUCAUUUCAAGUGUCCCUACGGUGGAUCGCUUGCGGACAUUAUCGAUAUAACGCCCAAGGAAAUGAUUUCCAAGGUCAUGUUGGAAGACAAGUUUUUUUCGACUUGGUACUCUGGCAGAACGGUUCUUCUUGGCGAUGCCUGCCACAAGAUGCUCCCGUUUGCAGGACAGGGCGCAAAUAUGUCGAUCCUGUCUGCCCUCGAACUCACAAACCUACUGUUUGAUAUCCACUCCAACUCCCAAGAAGAAAUCACGCGUGUUCUGAAGGAAUAUUACGCUGCACGAUAUGAACUCGCAAAGUGGUGUGUGGGCAGCGCCAAUCAGAACGGAGCCAUGCUGCACAGAAAGGGCACCGUGGGAGAUUUCGUCCGAUAUCUCUUCCUGAACUGGAUGCCACAGUGGUUGAUCAAGCGUGUCACAGACAGCUUCCAUGUCUACCGCCCUCAGGCCAGCUUCAUACCCUUUGUCAAGGUCAGAGGCUCAUUCAAGACAUAUUCCAACAAACCGUCGAGGAGAAUGGUGCCUGGCUCCAGCAUUCCCAAAUCUGUGUGA
Gamsiella multidivaricata is the source of this 1377-nucleotide messenger RNA. RefSeq lists its product as uncharacterized. Gene Ontology annotation, molecular function: FAD binding. Bases 1 to 1377 code for a protein of 458 amino acids. The transcript is spliced from 8 exons. The record is from RefSeq and is a predicted model, not a curated record. Lineage: Eukaryota; Fungi; Mortierellomycota; Mortierellomycetes; Mortierellales; Mortierellaceae.